Temnothorax curvispinosus is the source of this 1314-nucleotide messenger RNA. RefSeq names its product protein TIPIN homolog. The coding region runs from base 141 to 1112 and encodes 323 amino acids. The transcript is spliced from 2 exons. Gene Ontology annotation, biological process: replication fork processing; DNA damage response; DNA replication checkpoint signaling. The record is from RefSeq and is a predicted model, not a curated record. Gene Ontology annotation, cellular component: nucleus; replication fork protection complex. Lineage: Eukaryota; Metazoa; Arthropoda; Insecta; Hymenoptera; Formicidae. Gene Ontology annotation, molecular function: DNA binding.
AGUUCGACAAGUUUAUGGAGGACGGGAAGGGUAGCUGUGAGUCGCAGGACGACAGCGAGUUUUAGGAGACUGCGUCUCUGAACGCCUAAGAAUCUGCCUAAGCAGUGGUCAAACUGAAUCAACAGACACUUCAUACCAUCAUGGCGGAUGUUCCGGAUUACGAGGGUGACGACGAUAUCAUAGAGCAUUACGAGAAUCAAGACUCUAACAACGAGCGUGACAGCCACGGGGAAGCGGGGGAUGGGACUUCCGACAAUGAGACGGGAACUGGGCGGAGAGUCGAUCCAUCAAAAUCCAAGUCACACGUAGUGAGAAAUCCUGUGCCCAAACUUAAUACAGAAAGAUUGAAAGGCCCGAAUGGUAUCCAAACCAUCGAAAAGUACUUCGAAGGCUUCAAGUUCAACGGCAAGGGACACGAAAGAACGGACCUUGACAGAAUCAUGAAGAGAUUGGAACACUGGUCCUACCGAUUGUUUCCUAAGUAUCAUUUCGAUGAUUUUCUCACGAGAGUCGAGCAACUGGGGACGAAGAAAGAUCUGCAAGUGUUUAUCAAGAAAUAUCGGCUGGAUAUGAUUUUAUCGGAUGAUAAUUUGAUCACCCACGAUGAUGACAUGGAUAAAGAUGAUGAGGAUCAACAGGAAAGCGCUCCUCUGGACGACUUUGAUUUGCUGAUAACAGAACAAAUUCAAAAACAAAAGCAGGCUGAAACGCGAGCUUCCGUUCCUGGUCCGAGCACUUCAUGCGAGGAUGCGUUCGACAACCUUUUAAUGCAAUCCACUGAUACGCAAAAUUCACAAGUACAUACAAAUACUACUAUUGCUAACGAAUUGAGUGACGAAGUAAAACAAAGAAUUGAGAGAAACAAGCAACUGGCUAUUCAAAGAAGACUCCAAAAGCAGAAAGAGCAGGAGGCAGAAGCUAAGAGAUCAAGGUUGAUCGAUGAUACGAAUAUGGACACUCUAAACGAAGACGGUAAUCUUACAGUCCAUGACGAGACGGAUUCAUCCCAGAUAGACAAUAUGCGACUACAAAUAAAUGAAAAUGCAAAUACGAUCAUUACUGAGUCAAAUGAUACGGUGUCAAAUGAAGAGCCGGUAGCAAACCAUGAGUAAAAUAAAUCUUGUAGCAGUGUAUUAAGUUUUCGCUAUCCACAAAAGACAUCGUAUAGAAGCAUCGCAUUUAUUAUAUGGUAUAAAAAUUGUCUCAUCUGGAAUUAUUAUAUGCUUAGAAGUACAAGUUGUUAAAGAUACAUGUAAAGAUGAAUUUUUUUUUUUUAGAUGCUUAUUAAAUAAACAUUUAGUUUUUAUUUACUUA